Messenger RNA from Jaculus jaculus (lesser Egyptian jerboa), 2178 nucleotides. RefSeq names its product S-methylmethionine--homocysteine S-methyltransferase BHMT2. NCBI's taxonomy places the organism in Eukaryota, Metazoa, Chordata, Mammalia, Rodentia, Dipodidae. Gene Ontology annotation, molecular function: betaine-homocysteine S-methyltransferase activity; zinc ion binding. Bases 54 to 1145 code for a protein of 363 amino acids. The record is from RefSeq and is a predicted model, not a curated record. The transcript is spliced from 8 exons.
CCGCGGGGGGCGGGCUCCUGGACCGCGGCGCGCUUCGGCACAACCGCUGCACUAUGGCUCCAGCCGGAGGUCCCCGGGCCAAGAAGGGCAUUUUGGAGCGUCUGGACAGCGGAGAGGUCGUGGUCGGGGAUGGCAGCUUCCUCAUCACUCUGGAGAAAAGAGGCUUCGUGAAGGCAGGGCUCUGGACUCCAGAGGCAGUGAUGGAGCAUCCAAGCGCAGUUCGCCAGCUUCACAUGGAAUUCUUGAGAGCUGGAGCAAAUGUCUUGCAGACUUUUACCUUUUCUGCCACUGAGGACAAUAUGGAAAGCAAGUGGGAAGGCGUAAACGCUGCUGCUUGUGACCUGGCCAAGGAGGUGGCUGAGGAAGGUGGCGCUUUGGUGGCAGGGAGCAUCUGCCAGACAUCAAUGUACAAAUACCACAAGGAUGAAGCGAGAAUUAAAAAUCUUUUUCGACUACAGCUAGAGGUUUUCAUCAGGAAAAACGUGGACUUCUUGAUCGCAGAAUAUUUUGAGUUUGUAGAAGAAGCUGUGUGGGCUGUGGAAGUCCUCAAAGAAGUGGGGAAGCCUGUGGCCGUCACCAUGUGCAUAGGCCCAGAGGGGGACAUGCAUGAUGUGACGCCCGGAGAGUGUGCCGUGAAGCUGGUGAAGGCAGGGGCAGACAUAGUUGGGGUAAACUGCCGCUUUGGACCCCAGACCAGUCUUCAGACCAUGAAGCAGAUGAAGGAGGGCCUGGCCGCGGUGGGGCUGGACGCACACCUGAUGGUGCAGUCCCUGGGCUUCCACACUCCUGACUGUGGCAAAGGAGGCUUUGUGGAUCUCCCAGAAUAUCCCUUUGGCCUGGAGCCCAGAGUUGCAACCAGAUGGGACAUUCAAAAAUAUGCCAGAGAGGCCUACAACCUGGGGGUCAGGUACAUUGGCGGUUGCUGUGGAUUUGAGCCCUACCACAUCAGGGCGAUUGCAGAGGAGCUGGCCCCCGAACGGGGAUUUCUCCCACCUGCUUCAGAAAAACACGGCAUCUGGGGCAGUGGCCUGGACAUGCACACCAAACCCUGGAUUAGAGCAAGGGCUAGAAGAGAGUACUGGGAGAAUCUGCUGCCGGCUUCGGGCAGACCUUUCUGCCCGGCACUAUCAAAGCCUGAUGCGUAGGAAGCAGUGAAAACACAGCAGAAUGGAAAGAGUCGGCCCAGCCCCCUGUGGAGCCUCCGUCUCCACCUGCUCAGCCUGCCUUGCUCUCCCAGCGGCUCAGCAGCAGGCUCCUGCCUGCGCCUCCUCAGUGGACCUUAGACCAGGGCCCCUCGGCUCUCAAGCGCUUACUGACCAGUAGUGCUGGGAUGGAUUGAUUUCUUAAGGGUCAUCAGGAAUUACUAAACUUGUCUUUCAAGGUGAAUUUGACAUUUUAAAUAAUUGGAAGUCGCUGAGAAGUGACUAACUGAGAAGUGAAUAACUCAGGUGUCUAAGCUAGGCGCACAAGGAACGUGGAGCAGCUUUCUGGACUGAAGUAGUCAUUCGGCUCUCCUCCAAUUCUCACUUUCCAUUGCGGCACCAAGCACAACCUCAGUGGAAAAGAAGCACAAACGCAAUGGCAGGGCAUUGGAAUCAGAGCAUCACAUCCCAAAGCAAUUGUUUUCAAAGCUGACUUUUUAACUUAAAGGCAUUAUGUCCUAGAAUUUUCAAAUGGUCUGUACACAUAGACAGAAUUAUCAAAGGUCAAGGACCAUAUGAUAUGCUUCUUAUAGUAGUUAUUUACCAUUGGGCUCAACUAAUCAUCACACUAAUUGAAGUAAUUUUUGAUUAUUUAAAGUAGGUAAAAGUAGAUGGAUGGGGAAUUUAGCCCCUCUUGAUUCUCUCGUAGUGGGAGCUCUUUGUACUUCCUCCACUUUGCUUCUCUUAAUCUAAUAAAGUUUCUCCAAAAAAAGAAAAAAUACCCAGUAAAUUCAAAGUACAUAAAUGAUCAAUGAAAACUGUUUUUUAGAACUCAGAGUUCAAAUCCAUCUUGAUCUAGUAUUUUUGUGAUUUAUGUUUUUGUUCUAUACUGUGUACCCCAUUUCUCUUUUUCAUAAUAGUGUAUCAAUGUAUGACAGUUAAUAAAAUUACAAAUAAGUUAUGUUUUAUAGCAUUAGAGUACUUAAAUUUCAUGAAUAUUCUGUGGAAUAACGAUAAAUAUGCAUUACUUACAAUG